Messenger RNA from Amphimedon queenslandica, 555 nucleotides. RefSeq lists its product as uncharacterized. The record is from RefSeq and is a predicted model, not a curated record. The coding region runs from base 61 to 555 and encodes 164 amino acids. NCBI's taxonomy places the organism in Eukaryota, Metazoa, Porifera, Demospongiae, Haplosclerida, Niphatidae. The transcript is spliced from 2 exons.
UUAAGGAAGUGGCUACGGAACCGGUACCGGUUCCCAUUUUCAAGGUCUUAUAGAACCGGCAUGAUCACGUGGUGCCUAAACCACGCCCGUUUACACACGUGCUUAAUCAUGGCAGCUGUCUUUUCAAAGUCUGUUUCUUCUGCCGAACAUUCUGAAGCUAAAGCUCGGCCCCAAGUACCUUCUUUCGUGCUUGGGGAACGAUUUGAGUCUUAUGAUGAGCUGGAAGCUAAGUUGAAGCAGUAUGAAAAAGCUACUUAUACUCAAUGGUGGAAAAGGGAUUGCAGGACAGUAGAUGCCGCUAAAAGGCGUGUAAACCGACAACUCUCUGACAAGAUACGAUAUUAUGAAGUUGUAUUUAAGUGUAUCAAUGGUGGGAGAAAGUUCAAAUCUAAAGGAGAAGGGAUACGAUCAACAAUGACCUUUCGUCAGAACUGCCCUGCAGAGUUGUCUUUGAUAGCAUCAGAGGAUGGAAAUGGAUUGGUUGUGAAGAAAUUCUUGGAUGAACAUAACCAUCCUGUUAACAAGGUAAUUGUAAUGUCAAGUGUUAAUAGUUAA